Molecule: messenger RNA, 1575 nt
Organism: Saccoglossus kowalevskii
Lineage: Eukaryota; Metazoa; Hemichordata; Enteropneusta; Harrimaniidae
Product: atrial natriuretic peptide receptor 1-like
Biological process (GO): receptor guanylyl cyclase signaling pathway; intracellular signal transduction; protein phosphorylation
Cellular component (GO): plasma membrane
Molecular function (GO): ATP binding; adenylate cyclase activity; guanylate cyclase activity
Source: RefSeq, a predicted model, not a curated record
AUGAAUUCCAAUGUCAAUCGGAAUCCAGACUUUUAUUUAUUCCACAUCCAAAAUAACCAAUACAGAAGUGUGGCGAUAGAGUUCAAUGUUGAAGAGCUUUUCGUGGAAAAUCCCAAUAAUCCAAUCAUCUGGCCGGACGGUACAACAACCGCGCCACCGGCAGUGCCCGAAUGUGGAUUUAACGGAUGUCCAUACGACCCAACUAUUCUAACAGUUUCUUUAGUUAUACCAACAGUAACCGUUGCUGUUUUAGUUAUCAUUAUAUGCUGCAUCUAUGGGAAAAAGAAGCGGGAAAGAGACAUCGCUAACAUGUUGUGGAAAGUGAAAUAUGAAGACAUACACAUCGGCUUGCCUCGGAGUUUUUCGCAUUCAUCGGGGAUAAGAUUCGGCAGAGUAGCGGGACUGAAUUCGCGGAAUAAACUUUUAGGCAAAGACAGUCGUACAACUGUUAGUGGUAUGAAUUCAUUUGCCAGUUUCGCAGCCAAACAAAAUCAACUAUUCGCUCAAAUCGGAACUUACAAGGGCACAAUAGUUGCUAUCAGUUCACUAAAUCCCAAUCGAUUCAAUUUGACAAAGGACGUCAUGAGCGAUUUGAAAUCUGAUAUUAUCGCAAAUGAAGACAUAAACAUUGACGUCAUGUUUAAAAUAUCAUUCACCACAGACAUCAUAAAGGGAAUGGAGUAUCUUCACAAGAGCAGUGUCCGUUCGCAUGGAUAUUUGAAAUCCAGUAAUUGUGUCGUCGAUAGUCGAUGGGUUGUUAAGAUUACCGAUUACGGAGUUCUGAAUACAGCUUUCAAAGACGAUUCUCUAUCCGACUAUCAACUGUAUACCCGACAAUUAUGGACCGCACCGGAGCUUUUACGUAUGGCGAACCCCCCUGCUAAAGGCACACAAAAAGGAGAUGUGUACAGCUUUGCGAUUCUCGUGCAAGAAAUUGUUUUCAGAAGCGAGCCAUAUUACCUCAAUGAAGAAGAACCACAAGACAUAAUAGAACGUGUAACAAAGUUGGAGAACCCUCCAUACAGACCGUACUUGCCACACGAUAUAGACGCGUCAUCGGCAGAAGUUAUACCGUUAGUACUUAAGUGCUGGUCAGAAGAUCCCCAGGAAAGACCCGACUUUACUCAAAUACGCAAAACGGCACAUAUCCUGAAUAAAGGAAGACGCGCACAUAUUUUGGAUAACAUGAUUGAAAUGAUGGAGAAAUACACAAGUAAUUUGGAAGAAAUCGUAGCUGAGCGAACAGACGAAUUAAUUCGAGAAAAAAAGAAAACAGAUAUGCUGCUUUAUAAAUUGUUGCCAAUAUCCGUGGCUGAACAGCUGAAGAGUGGCCAGUCAGUCUCAGCAGAAACGUUUGAUUCGGUAUCUUUGUUCUUUUCUGAUAUUGUUAGCUUUACAGAAAUUGCUGCACAAAGCACCCCAAUGCAGGGCAAAGGGACGCAAACAACGUACUGGUUAACUGGAAAACAGGGAUACGAAAAACAAUUACCCAAAUGGGAUCGGGAAAGUCUUGACAGCACAGACAGUGCAGUGGCUGGCCUGAUGGACAGUCCAGUACUGUCCGUGAAAAAGUGA